AUGAGAAUAACUAAUGGACAGCAAAGUCAAAAUGUGAAUCAGUACAGGAAUCAGAUUGAGAAAGCAGAAACAUGCACCAUGCUAUUCAAACUUGAUAUUGUCACGGCUGCAAACAGCAUAAGUCUUUCUCCUUGUGCUCAGACUCUCUUCAAGUACACACUGCCUGAUGUCAUGUACACAAGCUAUAGAAGUUGCAUUCACUAUAUAAUAACAGUAGCUAUUCACAGGCACAGGAAACAAAAUGUUGUGUACAGUAACAAUAAUAAUAAUAAUAAUAAUAAUAAUAAUAAUAAUAAUAAUAAUAAUGAAAUGGUGAAGGUGUUCAGCUACUAA
Schistocerca serialis cubense is the source of this 333-nucleotide messenger RNA. Its product is annotated as mini-chromosome maintenance complex-binding protein-like. Lineage: Eukaryota; Metazoa; Arthropoda; Insecta; Orthoptera; Acrididae. The coding region runs from base 1 to 333 and encodes 110 amino acids. The record is from RefSeq and is a predicted model, not a curated record. The transcript is spliced from 3 exons.